AUGCCUCACUACGAUUCCGUGGCAUGUGUUGCCAUGAUCGGCGCAUAUUCCUUGGACAGGAAUCUCGCUGAAGCAAAACAUGUGUUCGAUGCCAUGAGCUACAAAGACAUAAGAGCCUGGAGUGCCAUUGUCGCAGCAUAUUCCCAGAACGGGCAUCUUUCCUACUCGAAGAAACUCUUUGACGAGAUUCAUGAACCAAAUGUUUAUUCGUGGACGACGCUUUUGCAAGGAUAUGCCGAGAAUGGUUGCGAGGAGGUUGCGAUUGAGCUGUUCCAGGAGAUGGAUCUCAGUGGUGUGGAGCCGGACGAGGUAACUUUCCUUGGCCUUCUCACAGCGCUCUGUCAAGUCGGGAAGCUAGAGGAUUGUUUGAUCCAGUUUGCAUCGAUGAGCGAGCGAGGAUUGAGACCAAGCUCGGAGCACUACUGUUGCAUGGUCGACGCUCUCGGGCGGUCUGGACAAGUUGGAGAAGCCGAGAGAAUCAUAAACUUAUUGAAAAGAUCACCCGAUAGUGGAGCUCUUGAAGGUCGUGACGCAGCUUGGUUUACUUUGCUUGGAGCCUGUAGAAGCCAAGGGGACGUUCAUCUCGGGGUCCGUGCUGCCGCAAACGCGACGACGUCUUAUAAGAACCACCAGAAGCUUUACAGGCUUCUCCACAACCUCUAUGCGGGAUCUUAG
This is a messenger RNA of Selaginella moellendorffii, 675 nucleotides long. Its product is annotated as pentatricopeptide repeat-containing protein At3g53360, mitochondrial. Lineage: Eukaryota; Viridiplantae; Streptophyta; Lycopodiopsida; Selaginellales; Selaginellaceae. Gene Ontology annotation, biological process: RNA modification. Gene Ontology annotation, molecular function: protein binding; RNA binding. The transcript has a single exon. The coding region runs from base 1 to 675 and encodes 224 amino acids. The record is from RefSeq and is a predicted model, not a curated record.